AUGAAAAUCUAUAGCUUCUUGAAUGGUCUAGCCAUCUUGAGCCUUUUUGUAUCCUCUUCAGUUGCAACAAGUGAUGGAGAAGAAUAUGAAGAGUGGAGUCUAUGGAAGAAUGAGAAUGGCAAAGUUUAUCUUCAAAGUGAAGAGGAGCUAGAGCGAUUGUCCAUUUGGAAGUCAAACAAGCUUUACAUAGAAGAGCACAACCGGUAUUCAGAGUUGUUUGGAUUCACACUCAAAAUGAAUCAAUUCUCUGAUAUGACUUCCUAUGAGUUCCUUAAAAUUACAACCAGUAGUGGAGCUAGCAUUGGAGGGCCUGAACAUGAUGAUGAUGAUAAAGGGAAGGAUGAUGAUAAAGGGAAGGAUGAUGAUGAUAAAGGAAAAGAUGAUGAUAAAGGAAAAGAUGAUGAUAAAGGAAAAGAUGAUGACAAUAAGGAUGAUGACAGUCACGAUCAUGACAGUGAUAGCAAGGAGGCUGAUUCUCCUCAUGUUUGGAGCACUAUUGGAGGCUAUUUCUCUUUGCCUCAGCAUUUCAAUAUAACCAAACUACCAGAAACUGUUGAUUGGAGAGACGAAGGUGUUGUAACACCAGUUAAAGACCAGGGUUUCUGCAACAGUGCUUAUGCCUUUACAGUCACUGGAGCAAUUGAAGGAGCAUAUGCAGUAUCCACUGGAGUACUUGAACCACUUAGUGAUCAAAACAUUGUUGACUGCUCAGUGGUGUAUGGUAAUAAAGGUUGUAAGGGAGGGGACAGAGAAGCAGCACUGAUGUAUAUACUAGACAAUGAUGGGAUAGAUAAGGAAAAAGCCUAUCCAUACAUAGCAUCACAAGACACUUGCAGAUUUAGAGUUGAUGAAAUCGGAGCUGUUGUUAGAGGCAUGGUCAAGAUCAAAAAAGGAAAUGUUAGCAACUUGCAAGCAGCAGUGGCUCUUGUUGGUCCAGUAACUACCUCCAUUGAUCACCAGCACAAUGCAUUUAGGUUUUAUAGCAGUGGGAUAUUUACUACAAGGAAGUGCUCAAACAAGAAAAUGACACAUGAAAUGCUGAUUGUUGGAUAUGGCAAAGAAAAUGGAAAGAGUUACUGGCUCCUGAAAAACAGCUGGGGGCCAAACUGGGGGAUCAGUGGUUAUAUGAAGAUGGCAAAGAGGAAUAGGAAUCAUUGCGGCAUUGCUACAAGAGCAAUAUUUCCAAAACUUUAGAGCCUACAAGAUGAUAACAGUCUAACACCUAGUAGUACCAAUAGUAGUAUCAAUUGUGCCUAUCACAAUUGCAUGUAUAGAACACGUGUACAUGUAACACAUGUAUUUAGUCAUGUAUUCAAUAAUUUAAAUAGGGCAUUGUUAUUUGAAAAGUCUUUAAA
Molecule: messenger RNA, 1355 nt
Organism: Amphimedon queenslandica
Lineage: Eukaryota; Metazoa; Porifera; Demospongiae; Haplosclerida; Niphatidae
Product: cathepsin L1-like
Exons: 8
Coding region: 1-1194 (397 amino acids)
Biological process (GO): proteolysis
Molecular function (GO): cysteine-type peptidase activity
Source: RefSeq, a predicted model, not a curated record